CAACAAAUAAAUCAUGUGUAAUUGUCAAUCAGAACCUGAAAAACCAACUUUUAACGAUAGAAAAACAUCUUCACAUACACAACUCUUUAAAUAUAUUAUGGUUGGUGAUUCUGCGGUUGGUAAAAGUAACUUAUUAUUACAAUUUAUAGAUAAAAGAUUUGUUCCAAAUUCAGAUUUUACAAUUGGUGUUGAAUUUGGUUCACGUUCAUUAAAUAUAGAAAAUAAACAAAUUAAAUUACAAAUUUGGGAUACAGCAGGACAAGAAAAAUUCAGAUCGAUCACUAGGGCCUAUUAUAGAGGAGCCGCUUGUGCAAUGAUUGUGUAUGAUAUCACUAGAAGAGAAUCAUUUGAAAGUUUAGCAUCAUGGCUUUCCGAUUGUAGAAAAUUCUCAUCAUCUGAUGUCACUAUUGUUUUAAUUGGAAAUAAAGCAGAUAUGGAUACAGGUAGACAUUUAAUGUUUUUGAAACCUCUGCUAAACUGGUCAAAAUGUCGAUCUUCAGAGUUUAUUUUAAAGAAAAUAGAGCAAAACCCAAGCAUGAACCAAGAUGUUUUUUCAUAA
This is a messenger RNA of Dictyostelium purpureum, 559 nucleotides long. Its product is annotated as Rab GTPase. The transcript has 5 exons. Gene Ontology annotation, molecular function: GTPase activity; GTP binding. Gene Ontology annotation, cellular component: Golgi apparatus. Lineage: Eukaryota; Evosea; Eumycetozoa; Dictyosteliales; Dictyosteliaceae. The record is from RefSeq and is a predicted model, not a curated record. Bases 14 to 559 code for a protein of 181 amino acids.